AUGCCGCUGUUCACAGACAUGUUGUUACUCGUCUUGUUUGCUGGCCUUGGAAAACCUGUCUGUCGACCAUAUGGAGCUCAGGAAUUCUCACAGUUUUCAAAAGAAGGCAAUAUCACAAUAGGAGGGAUUUUUUCAUUUCAUCAAAAUCCUGUAAGUGUGGAUCCAACACUACAAGUCAACCCUGGACGUAUUCAAUGUCAGGGGCUAGAUCAAGGAGAACUGCAGUUUGCUCAAACUAUGAUUUUUGCCAUUGAAGAGAUAAAUAACAGCUCUAAGAUUCUCCCAGGCAUUUCUUUGGGCUACAGGAUAUAUGACUCCUGUCCAAGCAUUCCUCUCUCUGUAAGGGCAUCCCUGGCUCUAAUGAAUGGACCUCAGGAGGGCACAAAGACCUGCCUCAAACCUUCAGCGGUGCAUGCAGUAAUCGGAGAGACAUAUUCUACUUCAACCAUCGGGAUCGCAAGAACAGUGGGACCAUUCCACAUACCUGUGCUCAGUCAUUCAGCUACAUGUGCAUGUCUCAGUAACAGACAGGAGUACCCAAAUUUCUUCAGAACCAUUCCCAGUGACUACUAUCAAAGCAGAGCCUUAGCAAAGCUGGUCAAGCACUUUGGGUGGACCUGGGUUGGUGCAAUCAGGACAAAUGAUGACUAUGGCAAUAAUGGAAUGGCUACAUUUUUAAAAGCAGCCAAAAGUGAGGGCAUUUGCAUAGAGUACUCAGUGCCCAUCUACAGGACUGACCCUAGACAGAAAUUUCUCGAAGUUGUGGAGAUCAUUAAAAAAUCAUCUUCAAAAGUGAUUGUUGCUUUUGCAAAUUGUAAUGAUUUAGACAUGCUCAUCAAAGAACUGCUUUUGCAGAAUGUGACAGGUUUUCAGUGGGUGGGCAGCGAAGGCUGGAUCACAGCCUGGUGCAUUGCCACCCGAGUGAGCUAUGCAGUGGUAGGAGGGGCCAUUGGCCUUACAGUUCCUAACAUUCACAUACCAGGACUGAGGGAGUUUAUCAUGAACACACGCCCAUCAACCAAGCCUGGGAACCUGGGCUUGGUAGAGCUCUGGGAAAGUAUUUUCAGCUGCAUUCUAUCACCUCGUAAGGAUGACAUCAAGAAAGCGUGCACAGGAUCAGAGUCUUUGUAUGGAAAACUUACCCGCUACACAGACAUAUCUGACACCAGCUUGUUGAACAAUGUGUAUAAGGCUGUAUAUGCUGUGGCCCAUUCACUGCACAAUCUUGUCAAGUGCAAAGACGGACAUGGACCAUUCAUGAACAGAAGCUGCGCAGACAAGGCCACAAUAGAGCCAUGGCAGGUGCUUCAUUAUUUAACCCAGGUAAACUUCACCACUAAACAUGGUGAGAGAAUUCACUUUGAUAAACAGGGGGAUCCCGCAGCAAGGUACUCCUUGGUAAACUGGCAGCUGAAUUCCCAUGGAGUCGUUGACUUCGAGAUCAUAGGUCUGUAUGAUGCAUCUCUGCCAGAGGGGCAGCAGUUUGUGAUGAAGGAUGAUGUGCAGGCUGUAUGGGCAGAUGGUCGGCAGGAGGUGCCAAGAUCAGUCUGCAGUGAGAGCUGCCUUCCUGGGACACACAUGGCUUUUGUGAAGGGGAAACCUAUCUGCUGCUUUGACUGUAUUCCAUGUGCAGAUGGAGAAUUCAGCAACACUACAAAUGCGCUGACAUGUGUCCCAUGCCUUCCGGAGUACAAGUCAUCUGAAGAAAGAAAUCACUGUGAAUUAAAAAGCAUUGAAUUCCUGACCUUUGAUGAACUAAUGGGGAUACUGUUGGUGUCAUUUUCUGUCAUUGGAGGCUGCCUUACAAUCACAAUAGCACUAAUAUUCUUCAUCUAUAAAGACACUCCCAUUGUGAAAGCCAACAACUCAGAGCUGAGCUUCCUGCUGCUCUUUUCAUUGAAACUGUGUUUCCUUUGCUCUAUUACCUUCAUCGGCCGGCCCUCUGAGUGGUCCUGUAUGCUGCGCCACACUGCGUUUGGCAUCACUUUUGUCCUCUGCAUCUCUUGUGUUCUGGGGAAAACAAUAGUGGUGUUAAUGGCCUUCAGAGCUACACUUCCAGGCAGUAAUACAAUGAAAUGGUUUGGGCCUCCACAGCAGAGAUUGAGCGUUCUUGCUUUCACUCUCAUACAGGUCCUUAUUUGUGUGCUUUGGUUAACAAUAUCUCCUCCAUUCCCCAACAAGAACAUGAAGCACUACAAAGAAAAGAUCAUUCUAGAAUGUGAUGUAGGAUCAGCAGUGGGGUUCUGGGCUGUACUGGGCUAUAUUGGGCUCCUCUCUGUAUUGUGCUUUCUUUUAGCUUUUCUGGCUCGUAAAUUGCCUGACAAUUUUAAUGAAGCCAAAUUCAUCACAUUCAGCAUGCUCAUUUUCUGUGCAGUCUGGAUCACCUUUAUACCUGCUUAUGUCAGCACACCUGGAAAGUUUACUGUGGCAGUGGAAAUAUUUGCCAUUUUAGCUUCCAGUUAUGGAAUGCUUUUUUGUAUUUUUAUCCCAAAAUGUUACAUUAUUUUACUGAAACCAGAGAAAAACACCAAAAGAAAUAUGAUGGGUAAAACAUAAAAUAAAAACAGUUAUUUCUAUCUUCUAUGUGCUAUUUUCUUCACAGAAAUCUAAUGCCAGCCAAUAGGCAAGUAGGUACUGCUACC
Molecule: messenger RNA, 2642 nt
Organism: Conger conger (European conger)
Lineage: Eukaryota; Metazoa; Chordata; Actinopteri; Anguilliformes; Congridae
Product: extracellular calcium-sensing receptor-like
Exons: 6
Coding region: 1-2556 (851 amino acids)
Biological process (GO): G protein-coupled receptor signaling pathway
Cellular component (GO): membrane
Molecular function (GO): G protein-coupled receptor activity
Source: RefSeq, a predicted model, not a curated record